AUGUCGCCAAUCAUAGGUACAACUAUUGCGACCAAUGGGCAGUUAUUCGAACCUCUUGGACGACUGAAAAUCCCGGACGUCGAUUUCGUUCAUGCAUUGAAAGAAGGGUAUGAGUUCUUCUCUUGGGUUGAUCCAUCUAUUUGUAAAAAGUUGAAGAAAAUUAUUCGGGGAUUGUUACGAAAAUCAAAUAAUUUGCGUGUUGAGAAUGAAGAAUUGCGAGAGGAAAACAUGAGAUUGGUUGAAUGCAAGAAGAAACUUGAGUUAGAGAACUCGGUUUGGCAAAUGAAGUUGAAGUCCAAUAAGAAAACCAAAAUUUGGUUGCUUGUGGGGUUUGAUGAUGGAGACGAGAUCGCGCUUGAAUUCCUAGACAAAUAUGAUCGAAUGUCGACUCUAAAGAAGGAGACAACAUUGUCUUCAAUCGUGUCUUCAAUCACCACCAAUCUUGUGGCCAACGCCAACUAUAAAUUCCAAAAGAUCCUCUUUGCAACUUAUUCGCCUUCGAUUGUCCCGAUAUUCCGGCCUCCGGCGGUACUUGAUAUGAAGCAUCCGUCCGAUCUGAAGCCCAACAUCACCAGCAACAGUCUCAUGCUCGCGGUGGAGCAUCUGAGCCUCAGCAGAACAAAAACCCGCGAUUACUCUGUAAUCUCAACCGAAGGCGGCUCGUUCAAAGUAGUACACGAAAAUCUCCCCAAUUUCUCUAUGCUCAGAGCUCAAACUUAUGAUGAUGUCCUAGCGAGCUGCAACAAAUGGAUGUUUUUGGAGUGUAAAGCGGGUAGUGAACCUCCAUAUGAGCUCUUGUGGAAUCCUACGACCUACGAGGUGAGACCCCUUCCGGUAUUUGCUUGGCCGCCGUGUGAUAGAGUAUGUUUGUGUUAUGGUUGGAGUUGUAGGGGCAUUGGGUUUGAUCCUUCAUCUGAGGACUAUAAGGUGAUCCGAUUUGGCCAUAUGGAGAACUGUGAUCAUGAAGCCCAGGCUGUGUUGUUCUCGCUCAAAACUGGUUCUUGGAAGCUAAUCCUGAAUCCUCAUUUUCCCAACUUUGAUGAAAAACAUAUUGUUCACAUAAAUGGAAUUACCUAUUGGAUAGCUAGCCGGUUAGGUUCCGAGUAUAGAUGUCUGUCGGGCAAGGAUGAUUCGCGUGAAAGAUCUCGCUGUUGUUUCGUUUGA
Messenger RNA from Striga asiatica, 1164 nucleotides. The record is from the annotation of a GenBank genome assembly. Lineage: Eukaryota; Viridiplantae; Streptophyta; Magnoliopsida; Lamiales; Orobanchaceae.